GGUGUUGUUAUAUUUUAUAUAAUUAUCCUUAGAUGUGCACCGCCACUGCAUGAUGCAAGUUGCAACUGCUUUGCUGCCGCCAACGUUUCCAUAGAACUAUCGACACCGUCUCUCAAUAAAGAUACGAUACAGUUUUUUCAAGAAAACUAUUAAUGGAUGAAGACCUAGCAUAGUCAUGACUGGGGCUAUGAUAGCAGUGGUGGAGUUCUCUCCAAUGAAGAACUGCUUCAUCAGCCUCCCAGCAUCAUGGGCUAAAGAUUUAUCACAAGUUCAGUUUCCUACAUUCCAACUGGAAUGGGGUGAUAGCAAUAAGGCUUAUGUAAGCUGGGCAGGAGAUAUUACAAGGCACAGUGAUUCCAGAGAUACAGAGGUGAUCCAGUUGAAUGGCUUAUAUGGCAACAAGCUUGGACUUUUGCAUGGACAGGAGGUUCUUGUGCAGUCAGUGCAGCCUGUGUUGCCGUGUAGCCAAGCAGCAGUUGAGCCUGCGUCAUUUGAUGAUUGGGAAAUACUGGAACUAAAUGCAAGUUAUGUUGAAACCAAUCUUCUCAGUCAAGUUCGUGUUAUUUGGCCAAACCAAGUUUUGCCAGUUUGGAUCGGCAAGAAGAUAUGUAUAUUUAUUAAAAUAAGUAGCAUUGAGCCAGAUGAGAAAUGCAUUCGUCUGGAACCCUACACAGAGCUGGCUAUCAUCCCAAAAGCUAGAUCGACAAGUUCCCACUCUACAAGCCCGCAUACUCCUAUAGCAUCAUCAACUGACAGGGUUACAGCUAGUUCCGGUCUAAGCUUCUCUACUGAUUUUAACAUACCAAAAACUGUGGGAGAAGGGAGUUGGCCUCUAGCUAACACUGAGAGUCCAUCUAGCCUAGCCUCCAUAGAUGAAAGUAUGACAUCUGGCUAUGUUAGUGAUUACAAAUCUACAAGGAACUUUCCUCAUUACAGAGGCCAAGUUAGUGAAGCAUCAGAGAAUGUUGACAUGAAUGAAGAAGACCCAAUAACUGAUCAGGAACAGGACAGUUCUCUUCCCUGGGCUUAUCGUCUGUGGACUUACAUAAAAUCGUUUGUUUUUACUGAAGACUCUGGAGAGAGCGCUAUAGAACAAGGGAAGCUCUCACUAGACAAAGAGAGGCAAAAAGCCAUAGCAACAGAGCUACUCAAAGAUUGUAAUAUAGUUGCACGGGUUCAUCCAUUAGUAGAAUCCUAUGAAAAGUCCGUGUCAAAUAGUAAAAGAAUGGAAGGUAAUGAAACAGAAGUUACUGAGAACUCUUAUUCGCAUUUGAUGCAACCGACGACUGUGUACCUGUCGUCAAGUGCUGAGGGAGCCCUCAUUGAUCUGCCAAUAGACCCAAGCAGACAGAACAGCUUACCUAUCCAAGAAUAUGUGAGUUUUUAUGCAAUAAUAACCAAGUUGAAAUCCCCUAAAGAACGUCAAGAAGAGUUGAGACAAAGACAGAAUUCAAAUUCAACAAAGAUUAGCAAAACCAACCGUGAGAAAACAUUGAAAACAACUGAUGAUGUAAACGUUGAAGGCGUGAACAAAGGCGAGGAGGAACCAAUUUCAAAAUUACCUGGUAUUAACACAGACUAUGCUGCUGUGAGGGUGGUUAUUAACAGCCAAGAUAUUCAAAUAAGGCAGAGGUCGUCUGGCGAAGUUUCGCCAUACAUGGUGCUUGAUGAUGCUAGUCCCUGGACGCUCCAGAUCUCCGACCUUCUUCGGCGGCAGCUGAGGCUUGCAGUUACAGCAAAGGUCCUGAUUCGACCAAUCACUGAAUCACCAAGCGUUAUGCAAGCUAUGACUCUGUAUCCAUUAUACCGUGUGCAAAGUGAGUUAACACCUGCUGUAAUUGAGGGCGCUUUCCACCAGUGGUUGUCUUGUGUUAGCUGUAUGAUUUGGCCGAUACCAAUUUGUGGGGGUAGCUCACUCUUGAAGUUUCCCGUUCCAGGUUGUGAUGGUGAUCAAGAAGAAUUCGUCCUCACAAUAAAUGCAGAGCAGAAUAACUCGGAAGCCAAACAACAAACUUACUUCCUUCUACAUCCUUUCAUUGCAAAGAAAGUCAAGUGUGCAGUCUGUGAAGUCGCCCUCUGUGAUACUAUGGCUAGUCUUCCUCCCAGGACUACAAGUCAGAUUGACCCUGUAGUGGCUGGAUUCAGACUAAGAGAUCUUGGUGGUGUAUCAGAGUUGGGCCAAUCUGGUCUGAACCACAUCAAGACCUCACUAGCUAUCAGGCCCCUGUCCCGGCAGGUAUGCUCUGGUCUACCUGGUCUUCUUCAGGGUGGUUUGAUAAUAACAGGGCCAAAAGGCAGUGGGAAGACUACACUAGCUAUGGCCCUGUGUCGGGAAGUUAUGUCCUGGCCUCAGCUUGUCUAUGUUAACGUGUUGGAAUGCAAGCCUUUGAAAGGCAAACGGGUUGAGAGUGUCCGUCGGAGAUUAGAGGAAGCUUUCAAUGAAGCUGCUUGGAGGCAACCAUCUUUGAUUCUACUGGAUGAUCUUGAUCAGCUGACAGGGGCCCCUCUAGGGCCAGAGCAAGAGAUAGGUCCUGAUGCACUGUACAGCAUGAGACUAGCUGAAGUGUUGAAAGAUUUGAUGUCAGCUGAAAUCAGGCAAGGCACUAGAGUUUGUGUUCUGGCAACCUGUCUCACCAAGACUUCACUUCACCAAGGCCUAACGUCAUCUAGAGGCACACACUUCUUCCAGCACUGGAUAGACAUUCAGCCAAUGGACACGACAAAGCGGGAAGAAAUGCUGUCAUCAAUGAUUCAAUCCAAAAUGGAGAUUGACCUCCAAAGCCUUGAUGAACUUGACCUUUCUGUCUUAGCAAUGAAGACCGAGGGAUUCGUAGCAAGAGACUUGAUGACAGUGCUGGAGAGGGCGAUACAUGCAGCCUGUAGUCGAGAAAUGGUUAAUGGAAGUUGGCCGAACAAGGCAAACCAAGAUUCAUCCAAUGAAAACAAUGGUAUAAUCCUGAUUGAAGAAGAUUUUGAAUGUGCAAUAAAAAACUACACUCCAGCAACACUACGGGAUGUUCCAUUACACAAUGCAGGGGAGUUGGGGUGGAAAAAUGUUGGAGGACUAACAGAAGUCAAAAAGACUUUGAUAGAAACUUUACUUUGGCCAGCAAAGUACCCACAGCUUUUUAAAAACUGCCCAUUAAGACUGAGGUCUGGUUUAUUGCUGUAUGGCCCUCCAGGAACAGGAAAGACAUUGCUAGGGGGAGCUGUUGCAAAAGAAUGUGGCUUGAACUUCAUCAGUAUAAAGGGCCCAGAGUUGUUAAGCAAGUAUAUUGGGGCGAGUGAGCAGUCUAUUCGUGACCUGUUUAGACGUGCUCAAAGUGCAAAACCUUGUAUUCUCUUUUUUGAUGAGUUUGAUGCCCUAGCACCCAGGCGUGGUCAUGAUAGCACUGGUGUAACGGAUAGAGUUGUCAAUCAGCUGUUGACUCAGCUAGAUGGUGUUGAAGGUUUAGACGGAGUGUAUGUAAUCGGAGCAACCAGCAGACCUGAUCUCAUUGAUCCUGCCCUGCUACGUCCAGGCCGACUUGAUAAAUGUCUUAAUUGUCCAAUUCCAAAUAAGACUGAUCAGCGUGAUAUUCUACAUGCGUUGUCUAUGAACAUGACCCUCGACGAUGACAUCAACUUUGACAAUAUUAUCGAACAUUGCAAGUUCUUCACUGGUGCCGACUUAAAAGCUUUGCUGUAUAAUGCUCAGCUAGAUGCAAUCCACUCCCAAAUAGCGCCCUCAACCAAACAAUUAAGCAGCGAACGUCUCUCACCGCUUCACAUGAAGUCGUGUCGCAGUAUGGAGGCUGACGAAUGGAAACUAACAUUCCUAGACAGUGCGUCGUUCGAUGAUGGAAUCACUCUCCAAAAUCGCGCUGCUAUAAGUAAAUCGCAAGUUAGAAAAGCUUCGGUGCCGAGUGAUCCGGAUGUCGCUUUGAACCCUGUGGUGGAAAGCUCUGGGUCUGAUUCAGAUUCUGCUAGUUUUAUCCGUCUGAGCCAGAGUGAGGAAGAGUACAGUAACUAUGGUAACAGUGGUAAAGGCACACCACCAGGAAAGCAUACACCAAGUUUAAGGGAUAUCGCAGCUCUUAGGCUUGAAAGGUCACCUCCGCUUGUUGAGGUUGAAGAUAUGUUGGAGAAUAUAGACGAAGACCUGUUUGACUUGCAAGGGCUGUAUCCAGAGAGAAAACAGGAGCAGAGGCUCAUAUACAUGCCAACAUUGCGAGACGGCAUCGUGGACAUCUGUGCAGAAACGCAGGAGAGAAUCGCUAACCAGGUUGCAUUAAUAAGGAAAAACCACCUAGAGAAAAUGUCUGGUUAUCUGGGAGGAAACAAAGAAGAAAAUAAUGAUGCACCUGAAAGUCAUGUGGUCAAAAUCAGUCAAUCAAAUCUUGUGAAAGCUGUCAACUCCAUGAAGCCCUCAGUGUCGGCAAAAGAGAGGCAACGAUAUCAACAAAUUUAUGAGUCAUUUGUGAACUCCAGGGGUGGCAACUUCACAGGACAAGAAGGCAUCACUGGUAAACGUGCCACACUUGCCUAAUGACCAGCAAUGUCAAGAUUAAGUUUUUAGCAGUUCCGUCCUCGUAUAUUGUUUAUGUUGUUUGCGAUGAUACAUCCUGCAAAGGACUUCAAGACCCAUAACUGCAGGAUAACAGAGGCUGUAUGGACCUGUAAUGCACCGGAGUACCCCCUACUCAUCUCAAAAGAUGUACAGUACAGAGUUCUUUAAAGUGCACAUGAGCCAAUUGUGUACACUGGUUUAUAAUCCUUAUCCUAGAAGACUUGGUCGACCACCAGAACCAUAGACAAGCAUUUACCGUUUGUACCAGUGCUGAUAUUAUGACUGUAGUUUGCAGCUUCCCUGCCUUAACAGCUCGGCCAUUCGACUUUUAUCUAUGACUUUAAUAAUUCAUUAAAUCUAUGUUGUCAUUUUUCGUUGAGAAAAAUCCUGACUGAACUUUAUAAUUUGGAAUAAUGUACAGUAUUAACUAGUAAACCAUAGUUACACUCGUAGUACAGUAUUUGAAAUCCACUCUGAAAAGUGAUAUUUUCAAAAUGUCAAUGUCUUAAAUAUUUGUGUAAAAAUUAUUAUAGUUGGCAAAAUGGAUGCAUAUAUUUGAUAGGAUUGCAAGAGUAAUGAACAAAUAUAUUUUAUGUAUGCAAGUAAUGUUAUUAAUGGUUUUAAGAAAGCCCUUAAGACUUGCUUGUUACUUAUAGCACUUUGAUCCAUUCUCUGACACGACUGUCCCCGACACAGACCAAUCGUGUCUGCGUGUAAAUCGUACAGAUCGGGCUGUACUGUGCACGACACUCUUCGAGUUGCCCUUAAGAUUGAUAGGCUGUGAAGUGGUCCAUGUUAUGUGUCUGGUCCAAGCAUGCUACGAGCUUCAGACUUUGUGUAGUGUUAAAUUAUUAAAAAGAUAUAAUUUAAUGUAUCUUAAUGAUUAUCAACAACUAAAAGUACCAUGGUUCUUUUUAAGGGUAUUAAAACAUUAUUCUUUGAGGAACAGUGUGACUGUGCAAUCAUAUACACAAAUUUUUAAAUUAUUUUCAUAAAUGAUGAGUGAUGUUUACUGAGAAACUGCCCUUGAGUUCAAUGACUAAAUACAGUAUUGUAGAAAAGAAAAUUGUUGGUAAAAUGUGAUAUGCUGAAGAAAUACAGUUAAUAAAAAUACAAUGAAACAUUUUAUCCUUUGUAAACAAAGUUGUUUAUUUCAAAUAUUUACAAAAUUAAAAAUGCUUCUUUACCUGCA
Molecule: messenger RNA, 5741 nt
Organism: Anneissia japonica
Lineage: Eukaryota; Metazoa; Echinodermata; Crinoidea; Comatulida; Comatulidae
Product: peroxisome biogenesis factor 1-like
Exons: 20
Coding region: 176-4528 (1450 amino acids)
Biological process (GO): protein import into peroxisome matrix
Cellular component (GO): peroxisome; peroxisomal membrane; cytosol
Molecular function (GO): ATP binding; ATP hydrolysis activity
Source: RefSeq, a predicted model, not a curated record